CACCCUGGCUCCUUACGAAACAUCAAAACUUGUAUUCCUUAAAUACCCCUACCGCCUUACCGUAUUUACUAGUUCCGUCCUAAACCCCACACCUCUAUAUAAAACCCUUUACCCCUGUUCAUUUCUUCCUUCCACAAACACCAAAAUUUCUUCUGAUUUUCAUUUCGACCUUCAAACUUUGACACUCAAGCUCCGGAAUCUGACGUCAUCUUGCCGGAAACCGCUGCGAAGAUGGUGGAGGUCCCCAGAGCUAGAGGCGUCUCGUUUCCGAUCGUCUUCUCCGACGGCGAGACCGAGACCGAUAUCGGAAACGUCGUCGUUAACGAUGCCCUAGAGUUCAAGCUGUUCCUUUCGCUCCUGAGCAACAAGAUCGGAAUCUCGCCGCACCAGUUCACGGUCUUCCUCUCCUCGCCGGACACCCGUCGGCGAAUCCCCAUCACCGGCAAGGUCAACUUCGGAGCGAUUUCUCGCGAGAAGAACUGCUUCUUUCUCGUGGAGCUAAAGCGGUCGAGACGCGAGAAGCGGCGUUCCAAGAAUAGCCAGAUUCAACACCACCACCCCCAAGAUUUUCAAGAAAACGAGUACGACAACACGGCGUCGUUCGGAGCUCACAAUCCAGUCAACAAGAGCCUCAGUCUUGAGAACGUGAUGCUAUUGAGGCGGGGUAUGGAGAUCGAAAACGUCACCGGUUUGGGUUUUCCGUUUGCGGGUCGGGUCGAGUACGAGAAUCGGAUCAGGGAGUUGCAGAUGGAGAAGGAGAGAUAUUUGAUGAACAUGGGCCUGGGAAGAUCCGAUGGGUUUGGGCUUGGGCCGGGCCGGGGAGGUGGCGUAGCGGUGGUGUGCGAGGAGUGUUCAAGAGCUAAAGCGAUGGGGAGAGAAGUCGGAUUCCACUGGUGCGCUUACGACGCUGUGACUUUCGGGUUCAGGUCUCCGGCGGGUCCGAUUUCCCGACCCGCCAAAGGGUAAAGCUCAUCAAAAUCGGGGCUUUAUGGGGUUUUCCCUUUUUUGAUUUGCUGGACAUGUUGAUAUUGUGAACAGAGAGAGAAGAUGGUGAUAGUGAUUGAUAGUAUGCGGUUUGGUAUACGAUAAGGAAGGUAUACCUUACUAUGACAUAAUUUAUGGGUAUAUAAGAGAAAUCGAUGUCGUUUAGCUAGGAGCUGCCAUUGGCAAAGUUUGGAGGUGAAUCUUUAGGGCAUACGGGUCCUUUUUGUCUGAAGCCUGCAAUUGAAUUUGGGAACAUAUUCAGUGUGAGAAUUAAAUUAAGGGUAGUGGGAAUGGUUGUAGGGUUUUUGAAGAUUUCUUAGAAGGGUUGAUCUUUGAGUGUUUCCAAGCUGGAAUUGAAACUAAUGUGUAGUUGCUUGAAUAGGGAAAAAUAAAUUUCCUUUUUCAUGUUUGGGGAAGAGAUGGAAUUUUGGGGUGUGGUUUUGGUUUUGUCUCAUUUUGUAUUUUCCAUGGAUUAGUUUCCAAUUUCCAUCAAUAAUUAAUUCAUUGAUAUUGAAGGAUGGCGCUCCACAGUACC
Molecule: messenger RNA, 1519 nt
Organism: Prunus persica (peach)
Lineage: Eukaryota; Viridiplantae; Streptophyta; Magnoliopsida; Rosales; Rosaceae
Exons: 1
Coding region: 232-966 (244 amino acids)
Source: RefSeq, a predicted model, not a curated record